GCUCGUCGGGAAAGAAGCUCUGAUGGGUGUGUAACUGUAAGGUCAUCAGCGUGUUCCAGACGAGUAGCGGAUCAGGACGCCUUGUCAAGGACUGGCUUUGUGGCUAGCGGCCACUUGUACUGCAGAGCGGUUGGCUUUGAAUGAUAAUUUGAUUUUACUGAGAACUUCUACACUACAGACUUCAUUUUGAAGAUAUCUACUCACCAUGGGUAACGCUAUAAGCAGAAUAUUUGGAAGAAGUUCUGCACCAGCGGAUAGUGCGGCGACUAGAUCGCACACACCAGCAGCUACUGAGCCAUCGGCUGGCAGUGCCAGUAGUGGUGGCGGCAGCGGAGGCAGUGCAGAAGCAACUGGCAAAAAGGUAUACAGCUGGGACAAGCGUCGUCAGGAGGGCAGUGUUAACACCGCACACUACGAGGUCAAGGACUUACAGAAUGGCUUUGUCGCCAAGAUGCCGGGUGAUGUUUCCGGGCAGAGUUUCAACAUCAGCCGAUGCUCGGACUCCACCAUCCUAGUGUUUGACCAGUGUGCAUCGGUUACUAUAGAUGAGUGUACUGACUGCACAAUUCUCAUUGGACCAACCAAUGGCAGCAUAUUCCUGCGUGACUGCAAGCGGUUGAACUGUGCCAUGGUGUGCAAGCAGUUCCGAGCAAGGGACUGCAAACGCGUUACCACCUUGCUCUGCUGUACAUCCAAUCCAACCUUGGAAGCAUCCAAACACAUGGCAUUCGGAUGCCUGUCCUUGUCAUAUAAGCAACUGGCCGAUCAGCUUGCCUCAGCUGGCAUUGUGGUGUUUGAUAACUCCUGGUUUGACGUGUUUGAUUUCUCACGGGAUAAUCUGGAGCCUGGCGAGCAAUGGAAGUUCCAACCUACGGUGGUUGGUAAGGAGGACAGUGUGCUCAAACUCCACAAAAUAGUCGAUGAUCACGCUGAAUUGGCAUCACUGGAGAUCACAACUAGUGUGGAGUCCAGCCAAGUUCCUUUCACUGUUGGAUAUGAAACUGGAUGUGAUUAUGACCAGAGUUCGUUGGCUGUAUUCUGCAAUGCUGAUCAAGAAGACGUGGCCGCCAUGAUGCGGCGCUUCACAACCUCUGUUGCCAUGGACACCAAGGCAAUUCAAGCCCUACGAUCACGUCGGACCACACUGACACAGGAGGACUGCAAAGAGGUGUUCUCCUAUGCUUCUGGUGAUAAGCAGACGACUUUGGCAAAGCAAGGGCCUAUCGUUGGUGUUCAACUGUCAGGCGAGGACAUUACGCAGGAAUGGUUUUCUGCACAUCUCGCCAAGUCAACAACAAGCACAGACCAACCGGCUGCGUUUUUCUUCAAUCACCAGGAUGCUGGCACCAAGUUCUUCGAUUUUGCCAGCAUGAUGUCAACGAGAUAGUCGAGUGAAUGAGUUACCUGUGCCAUGCACGGGUCAGGGCAGUACCCGUCUGCACAUCUCUACUAUGAUCUCAGAGCUUAUACAUGCAUGUUUGUUUGUUCAAGCCUUCCUGACCCUGUAUCUAUUGGACACUGUGCUUACAAUCCAUAUUCUAGUCAAGAUAUGCCGGACAUCUUGUAUGUGCAGCCGCUCCAUACACUGUUCUAUACACUUACCAGUUACUAUUGUCUAUGCAGGACCAUGACUUGUACUGGGGCCAGGACUAACAGCACUUUGAUGGGGCCGGCACGGGGCGGGUAUAAGACGGUGCUUACAGUAGAGAUAUGACGUGGCAGCUGUUCUUGUCUUGAGACUUAUUAAAUUUUGUUUUUCCAACAAUAGAAUUUAACAAAAAAAUCCACAGC
Sycon ciliatum is the source of this 1791-nucleotide messenger RNA. RefSeq names its product protein XRP2-like. Bases 206 to 1387 code for a protein of 393 amino acids. Gene Ontology annotation, biological process: post-Golgi vesicle-mediated transport. The record is from RefSeq and is a predicted model, not a curated record. NCBI's taxonomy places the organism in Eukaryota, Metazoa, Porifera, Calcarea, Leucosolenida, Sycettidae. Gene Ontology annotation, molecular function: GTPase activator activity. Gene Ontology annotation, cellular component: cilium; periciliary membrane compartment. The transcript has 9 exons.